ACUCCAUAGUUUUAUAUGAUAACUAAACAAAUCUUUCUUUACCCCUCUGUGUUCUACCAUAAACCUACCCACGCACUUCACAAACCCUUCCUCUGCUAAACACCACCUCUCUCUUAAACCCUUGAUCUGCUUCAAUUAGUCUUGUUUGGAUUUUAGGGUAUGUUUGGUUGAGAAUGACGGAAAAGUCGGAAAUAGUAGAAAGCAGCAACGGGGUGAAAUUGGACCCUUUGUCUGUUUAUGAUUUUACUGAUGAUGAUUUACUAUGCCUAUCAUCAGAGAGAAGAGUAGUAGAAAUUAGUCCUGAUUCUGCUGCGGAAUCUUCCAUUGACAGAAAAAAAAAACCACACAAUGCUACUGAAUCUCCAGAUAAUGCAAGCCCUAAUAAAUCUGUUGGGCAAAUUUCCACUGCAAGAAGAAUGACCCGCUCUCAGACGCCUCAUAAUGGAGCAGCUCAGCCUACUUUGAAGAAAUCACUAAAAUACCCUAGAGCUGUAAGAGGUAAAUUAGUUGGAAAACAUGUUAAAAGGAGGAAGCUUGUUAAUGCUUCUGGCAAAAAUAAGGGUAAAUCUGUACAGGCGGAUGAAGUUAUUGGAUCAAAAAAGAGAAAGGUGGAUGCUGCACAAAGGGGACAAGCUCCUAGCUCCUCCUCCAAUUUGAAGACUUGGGAUUUCUACAUUCCACCAAACAAACAUUUUCACACGCGUAUAAGUUCGCACACAAAUUGUGAAGUCGUUAAAUUGUUGAAGAGCAAGUUGGAUGAUAGACAGCUCCAGAUCUUCAGGGGAACCAUAUUCGGGUAUUUUCUUGAUUUGCCUAAUGUAGUUGUACAGAACCAGCUUAUACAUUCCCUAUUGCUCAGGCAGGUGGUCCCAAAAAGAGAGGACGAACUGUGGUUUAAAGUGAACGGGACCAAGUUGCGUUUUGGACUGGCAGAACUAGGGAUUAUUACUGGUUUGAAAUGUUGUGGUGAUGCUGAUAAGGGCUAUGAAUCUAGUAGUACCAAUAGGUUGAUGGAUAUGUACUUUUCUGGACUUGAAAAAGUACCCAAGCAAUCAUUGAUUGACUGCUUCCUUGAAAAGAGAUGGAGGUCGGACGAGGAUGCGGUCAAGAUUGCUGUGUUGUAUUUCAUACACACAUUCUUGUUCUCAAAUGGGUCUAGGGCUAGAUUCAUCACGAAGGCUGAUUUUGAUAUUGUUGAGAGCGGGGAGUAUGAGACAUUCCCUUGGGGUAUACUUGUAUUUAGAGCCAUGGUGGAUACCAUGAACAAUAGGUUGCGGACAGGUCUAAAGAUGUAUAGGCUUGGGGGUUUACCUUUGGCUUUUCAGUGCUGGUUCUAUGAGUGCUGUACCUAUGUUGAUGGCAAGUGGGCUCACCGGAUUGACAACAAAGUGCCCCGUAUUCUUAAUUGGAAAAUUCGGAGGCAACCGACCUUGAACGAGUUGUCUAGUGGGAUCUUCAAGAUGAGCGGGGACAAGUUGAAGUUGAAGAAUGUUUCUCCUACGGAGUUUGAGCAAAUUCACUUGGAUUUGCCUGAAUCAUCUGGAAUUCCAAAUGAUAAGGAGGUGGAUUCGGCUGAGCUUCCUGAAGUUCAUCCUAGUGAUGAUGACUUUAGCACUCCACCUCCUAAAAGAAGCAAAAAUCAGCCGAAGACUAAAUCGGAUCCCCCAGUGAACAAUUUGGAGAUGAGUGAUGAGAUCCAACGACUAUCUGAUGGACAGUCGGAGUUGAAGAGUGAUAUUCGAAAGGUCCUUAAAGCAACCGUCUCUCUUAAGGAACAAAUGAUGGCGUCAUUUGCAGAUGUCUUUAAAGCAAUUGAGUCUUUGUCAAAGAAACAACCAGAAAAGGAUGAUUCAGAAAUUGAUGGAAGAGAUGGCCACCAUGACAGACAUGGUGAUGGUGAUUCCGGUGGUUUUAACGCUAAUGAUGACCAUGGUAGUGACGGCCCAGAUCAUGGUAAGGACUCCAUCGGUUGCAAGGAGAAUAGUGAGGAAGGCAAUGUUGAGGCCAUGGAUGGAUGAUGAUUUGACUUAAGGUAAUAAGCAGGUUGAGAUUGCAGAAUCCGUCACGGAGGACAAGAAAGACAGAGCAGCCUAGUGCAAGCAGCUGUACUGUUUGAGUCCUUGUCCAAUUUGGAACUGGCAUAAACAGGUUAGGAUUUUUCAAAUCUAUAAGAAGGUCUUGCCUAUUCAAUCCGCACCAGUGGUGACUAUUUCUACUGGAUGGUAUAAUAGACGUGCAGUCAAUGAGAGUGACAACGGUGGGGUGUAAUGCGGACCCUGGUUGUCGAUUGGUCUUCAUGUCCAAAUAAUAUGGUUGCUGCUCAAAAGCUGUGUCUGGAAAGCCUUAGGAGUUUCUGCAAUUGAAUUGGGCAAGGUGAUUAUAACUUGAACAAGAAUUGCUUUUGUGAUUUUUUGGUCCCGUCCAUUUCGAUCACAAAAGCAUUUAUGCUGUGUUUAUAUGUAAAUUUUAUUGGCUUCAGUUUUAUGUAAUCAUAAGAUAUUCAUAUCAUCAAUGAAAAUAAUCUCUUUGAGAUUGUAUUA
Messenger RNA from Nicotiana tabacum (common tobacco), 2540 nucleotides. RefSeq lists its product as uncharacterized. Lineage: Eukaryota; Viridiplantae; Streptophyta; Magnoliopsida; Solanales; Solanaceae. The record is from RefSeq and is a predicted model, not a curated record.